Chelmon rostratus (copperband butterflyfish) is the source of this 1347-nucleotide messenger RNA. RefSeq names its product early growth response protein 1-like. The record is from RefSeq and is a predicted model, not a curated record. The coding region runs from base 1 to 1347 and encodes 448 amino acids. Gene Ontology annotation, biological process: regulation of transcription by RNA polymerase II. Lineage: Eukaryota; Metazoa; Chordata; Actinopteri; Chaetodontiformes; Chaetodontidae. The transcript has 2 exons. Gene Ontology annotation, molecular function: RNA polymerase II cis-regulatory region sequence-specific DNA binding; DNA-binding transcription factor activity, RNA polymerase II-specific.
AUGCUUCUGGAGCGCGAGGACAGCUUCAUGUCGGAGUUCGAGGACGCGUGCAGUGCCUGGGUGGACAGUGUGGGCUCGAGCGCCAGCGACGCAGCUGACUCUGACGUGGGAUCACCUUUCUGCCAAGUUUUCUCUCCGGGAACUGACGCCUCUGACUCAGACUUCUUCUCUGACUUCAGCGACUGCUCCUCGGACACGCUCUCGCCCUCACUCGGCUACACCGGCAGCUUCUUCGGCGAGCAGGAGCCGGCGCCGGCAGUUGCGGGCCUGAGCAGCACCGCGGACGCGAUCCUCAACAUGAUUACAGAGAUCGUCGGGAUCUGCACCGAGAUGGAGCAGCAGGGCGACACUGGCUCUCUCCGCGAAUCCAGCCAACCCUCUGCAGCGCCCUCCCCAGCUGUAGCCUCCACCUCGCCCCCGCUCUUCGUUGCAUCUCAAUGCGUAGCUCCGAGCUCUGACCCGAGCAUCCCUCCUCUGGCCGCGGCCCAGCAGCUGCCUCCCGCCUCGGUUUCACACCCGGUGGUGGUCAAGGACGAGUUCGGGACGUCCAGCUGCAGCAGCGGGUGUGGACAAGCUUCAAUGAGCGGGAACGAUGCUUUAUACCCGGCCAGCGCCGACUCUCUCCUCCCGCUGUCGGCUCUGGAGCAACAGGUGGAUGUGGCUGAUUUCAUCGACUCUCUGCUGAGUUCCGAGGCCGGUCAGGGCGAGCUGAAGCCCGUCUGUGAGGUGAAGCAGGAGCCGCUGGGUCUGGAGGACUGGCUGAAAAGCUUAGCGGCUGCACCGGUUACCGGGGGAGAUUCCAGCAGCUACGUCACCAGCAGACCGGUAGUCAAGACGGAGCUCGUGCAAAGCAGCCCGCAUUUCUCCACCUCCACCCCCGCCCUCCCCUCCACCCUGGACGCCCAUCUCCUCUCCUCGCUCCUGCAGGGCGCGUUCCCGAUAGUCAAUAUCAGCGGUGUGCACGCGACAGGAGCCCCCAAACUGUCACGCGGGGGCAGGAGAGCUCCCGCCAAGAACGGCCUUAAAGUGAAACCGUUCCCCUGCUCCGUGCAGGGGUGCGAGCGCCGCUUCUCGCGCUCGGACGAGCUGAACAGACACGUGCGCAUUCACACGGGACAGAAGCCCUUUCAGUGCACCAUCUGCGCGCGCAGCUUCAGCCGCAGCGACCACCUGACCACGCACACGCGCACGCACACGGGGGAAAAGCCCUUCUCGUGCGAUGUGUGCGGGAAGCGCUUCGCGCGCAGCGACGAGAGGAAGAGGCACGGGCGCGUGCACGUCAAGCAGCAGCUGCGCGCACAGAUGAUGGCCGCCUACUCCCUGGCCCUGAACGCGCCUGGCGUCUGA